Molecule: messenger RNA, 549 nt
Organism: Halteromyces radiatus
Lineage: Eukaryota; Fungi; Mucoromycota; Mucoromycetes; Mucorales; Cunninghamellaceae
Product: PSP1 C-terminal conserved region-domain-containing protein
Exons: 3
Coding region: 1-549 (182 amino acids)
Cellular component (GO): cytoplasm
Source: RefSeq, a predicted model, not a curated record
AUGUUAUACACUGUAGAAUUCAAGGCUGGACGUACAGAUAUAUGUUAUAUCAUGCAAGGUGAUAAUAUUGAACCGCAGGUGGGUGAUUUAGUGAUUGUGGAAGCAGAUCGUGGUCGUGAUAUUGGUAAAGUGACAUCUAUACAAACAGCAAACGAUAUUAUGAAACAUCAUCAUCAACAAGACCGUGCAACUACAACAACUGAUCGUGAUUCCACAGUUGGUUCAACAGGAUCAUCUUCUUCUUGUCAUGUCAAAAGACUUUACCGAUUGGCUGAUGCUGAUGAAGUGAUUUCUCUGGCGACCAAACAAUUGGAUGAAGAAAAGGCUUUAUUGGUAUGUCAAACAAAGAUCCAGCAAAAGCAAUUACCGAUGCAAGUUGUUAAUGCAGAAUAUCAAUGGGAUCGACGCAAACUUACAUUUUAUUUUUUGGCUGAUCAACGUAUUGACUUUCGUGAAUUGGUACGAGAACUUUUCAAAACAUAUAAAACAAGAAUAUGGAUGUGUGCGCUGAAUUCCAAUAGCAGCAAUGGUGCCUCUACCAAUGAAUGA